Molecule: messenger RNA, 5700 nt
Organism: Biomphalaria glabrata
Lineage: Eukaryota; Metazoa; Mollusca; Gastropoda; Planorbidae
Product: protein FAM193A-like
Exons: 22
Coding region: 150-4877 (1575 amino acids)
Source: RefSeq, a predicted model, not a curated record
AGCAUGCCGGGAAAAUAUUUCUGUUCCGCCAUUUUGUUAUAGAAGUGACAGUAAAUGAACAAGAAUUUUUUAAUACCGAGUUACAGAGGGAUAAAUAGUAUACACUAGUUAUGAACAUUACACUUAGACUAUAAUAGUGACUAUUGAAAAUGAGUGGUAAAGACGGUAAACGUGCAAAAGGACGCAGAACUUUAUAUUCUCACUCAAAGAAUAGCUUCUCAAGUUCUGCUUCUAAUUCGGUUCAUUCACGAAUAGGUGCAUUUGGAUUUGGUGUAGAAAAUGUAACAGUAAGUCCUAAGCCAUUUCAAACUCUUGGAAAUAGUCUUGCUGUAAACAUUAAUGAUGUUGCAACUGAGUUGGGAAUUACAUUGAAUCCUUCACACGAGGACGCAAUGAGAAUUACUGAACUUAUGGAUGCACCCAUUGAUUUAGACAUGCCUGCUCAUAGCAUCAGUCGUGGACCAAACCCUUACCUAGAGAGAUGCAUGUACUGUAACACACCCCGCACUCCUUCUCAGGAUGGUGAGGAAUGUUUGGAACUUAUAGAUUUACAAUUUGAUGGCAACCCUGUGAUAAAUAAUACAGCUCAGUCUCAGUCUUAUAGCUCCCUGAAACUUGAAAUAUGGACUUGUCUUAGCUGUAGAAAAGUGGCUGGUAAUUUCCAGUCAUUUUUGGAAGCAAAUUGUCCACAGUCUUCAUAUGAUUUGCCUUAUUUACAUGACAGCUGCAUUGAUCCUUUGACAUGUUCUCACUGCCAAGAAGAGAGGGUGAUUCAUGAAAAAGAUCAAAUUGAAUUGCAAGAACUUUGGAUUGAGUUGCAUUCCAUUGUGAAAGAUUUGUAUAGCACUAAGGAAGAUAGUGUCUUUACACAGGAAUAUGGAGAUAGGUUGCAGUUUCUUAUUGAGAAGUUAUGCAAAAGAGAUCCUCAUCAACUGUUUUUGCGUCUAGAAUCUCAAGUUAGGGAAAUAGUAGUUGACAUCAAAUCCAGAUUGUUAGAAAUGUUGAAAGACAAAGGAAUCCAUGCACCAGACUUAGCUCUUGAAUUCACAAGUGCUUUAUUGUGCUAUUAUGACUUGGUCACUAAAAAAUCUCAUCUUUUAGCACAUUAUCUUGGUGGACUUAGUGAACAUCUGCGUCGUUUUAAGGUGACCUGGGAACUGUUAAACAAGUAUCUGUUUCACUCAAUAGCACACAAUGACACUAACAUCAGUAGCAGCGGUCCAACAAUUUUAGAACAGCUAAGGCAAGGCUCUGUCCAAUAUGAGAGAUCAAAAGAUGAUCCUUAUAGUUCAAUUCGUAAGAGACUGCUUAAGUUUCAGGAAGAAAUGUCUGUUGUUGUAGUUAUUUGGAGAGACUGUCAGCAGUUAAUUGAAAGCUAUUGUCAGGAAGAGGUCAAAAAUACUCAGCAACAAGUUUCAAGUAAAGCUCGUAGUUUUAUAUCCCAACAAAGGCAAUUUCUAAGAGAGCAACUUUUAAAAGAUCCUAUUGUGGAUUCUGAAACUAUGAAAAACUUCAUGUCAGUCCAUAAAACUUCAACUGAACGUGUAUUGUGUCAUUUGUGUAAAAGAGAAAGAUGUACUUGUGAUGAAUGCACCAUCACACACAUGAUCACUUGUGGCAUAAUCAACAGCAAUAAAGGAGAUGUUAUAUCUCCUCCCAACUCAUUCAACUUUCCUGUAGACUCUACCCGCACCAUCAUUGAUAUCACACCUCCUUCCAUGUCCAGCACCACUUCUACCAGUGGCUCAGUCUCACCUAUCAACAUUGAAGAGAAACUCACCACAUUUUAUGACUGUGAUAGAGUGUUGCAAGAAGAAUUUAAACAAGAGUUGAGUGAUGCCUUACGGACCUGUGCUAAACAUGAUGGGAAAGUGUCCAGUAAUUCUAAUGAAGACAUUGAUGGCAAUGCUGGGGAUGAUGAAGAGGAAGAUGAUGAUGAUGAUGAUGAUGUAGAUGAAGAUGAUUACACUGAUAAUCAAGAUGCAUGCAUAGAUGAACCACAUGCAGUUCAGAUUCUCAGUGAUCUGAAAGAUGCUGAUGAACUCUGGGAAGUUGUCCAGUGUCCUAACCAACAGCAACAUUAUCACCAUCAUCUGUUGUGUGAUAGACUGAACACACAGCACAGUUGUGCCCAAUGCCAUCAAGUCAAAGCUGAUCAGACUUGUGUGUUCCAACCUAAACUUGAAUUUGACAUAUCCAGACAAAUUGAUACAGAAUUAGUCAGGAACAGCAUAACAUCUGGUGGUUUAGAUAGAGAUACUGUCAUAAGUCAGGUUAAUGGUGAUGUAAGCAAUGCUACAAACUUGUGUGCUACAUGUCAGUGUCAUGCCUGUCUCAAUCAAAGUGGCCAUAUCAUCUCUACAACAUUACCCAUACAGAUGCCAGUCUCUCCAUCUCCCUCUGAACUUCAUUUGUACCCACAUAUCCAUGGUCUUCCUCAACACAACCAGCAGCGUUAUGGGUCGGAUCUAUCUUCUCAACUGAUCUCCUCCAUUCAACUCCCUGUCAAGCUAGACUUCACUGAAGGAAUUCAGGAACAAUUGUAUCAUUCUUAUGGUGAUUGGGACAACACAUUACCUCGGCCAGGAUCUCUUGCUUCGCAACAUCACCAACAGCACCAUCAGCGUCUUUCAGCUCUCUCUGCAAGUCUGCCUCCACCCCCACCACCCCUGGUCACAUCUGCUUCUACCUUCAUGUUUGACUAUGCAUCCCACUUGGUGACUCACACCACUAACACCUCCACCACAAAUACAACUAGUGCUUUUAAAUCAGUUGUUGGGAAACAAUUCUCUUCAGUUCUGACCAGUCCCAGCAAUAUGGAUGCCUCAGAGGGAAGCUCAGUUGACCCCAGCAAGCCAUUGGACCUUCCCCAGUCUUGUUUGAACUCAACCACUUCAGCCAAUAGUCUGAUGAUAUCCUGCCCUGUCUCAGUCUCUCUAGCACCUUCAGCAUCUCUACCCGGUGGCUCAGUCUCUACCAAAUCAUCCACUGCAUGCCAUAGUAAUCCACAGUGCUCCCGGCCUUCACCCCUAGGAGGCAAUGCUAUUUCUAGCAGGUGGGAGAGAGGCCAUCACUGUAAGAAAUCACCUGCCAGUUCAAAUUACAAUAAUAAACAGACAUCAGGAGUUCAAGUUCAACAUCAAGCUUAUAAUCUAGGAGUAAAUAAUAGUGUGCAAGCCUCACCAGCCUUGCCUCCACCACAGGCUAAUAAGAACUCUUCACCUGCUCAUCAUCACAAAGAAGAGGUCAUUCGGUCUCUUCGCUCACUUCCUUGCUCUCACUCUUCAAAUCCAAUGUUCAGGCCAAGCACGGGGACCCCUACAUCUACUGCAGUAGCUCCUCCUGUUUCCACUGGUCAGAAUAUUGCAUGCAAUAAUAGUCUGUCUGCCCUUGUGAGCAAUAUUGCUGUGAACACCUCCAGCCCUUGUAAUGACCCGGAGUGUGAAGCACAUCACCAUGAUGACAACUGCGACAGUGUAGAUGACAGUUGUUCAGAGAAAAGUUCCAGCACUUCAACUUCAAAUCAGAAGGAAGGAAAAUAUUGUGAUUGCUGUUACUGUGAAUUCUUUGGACAUAAUAAUACUCAAGUUGCUAAAACAAGUACAAAUUAUAUAGAAAUGAAAGACAGGCUCAGGAAGAAAUUAAAAAAGAGGCAGAGUGAGAGUAAACACAAACAGGUUGGAUCAAAGAAUGGCUUGGUGCAGGAUCUAGGGAAAGAAGAAAGCAAAGAUCCACUGGAAAAAAAAGGCUUGGAGGCUUUAUUAAGUUUUAUCAAUGGCACUGAAGAAGAGACCAAAGUCAAACAGCUCACAGCUAAAGCAGCUAAACGAGCAAGACAGAAACAGAAAAGGUUGGAGGAGAAAGCUAAAUUAGACAAAAACAGUUUAUUCACUGCAAAAGAUCAUCAGAUAGAAAAAGAACAAAAUUACAGGCACCUUGUGCUAAACCCUGCCACUUUGCCACAGCAGACUAGUAUGGCUAAAUCCAUCUCUAAAAAAUCUCAAUCAAUUUCAGACAGAAAAGUUUUGGAUACAUCAGAACCUACUGGCAUUAUAGAUGCCCACUUAAAACAAGAAAUGAAUAGAUCAUCCUUUAUCAUUGAAUCCACAAGGUCGACUAUUGUACCCACUCAUAGGAAUGUAUCAAAGCAAUCUAAACCAAAUAAUGUUAAUAAUGUUGAUAAUGGUACACAGCACAAACCUGCCACAUCACUAAAGCAGCAGCAGCAGGUUAAAGGUCACACAGACUCCACAUCACAGUCCAAAAGUAAUGGCAUAGUCAGCAGCCCAGUCAACAAGAUGGAAAAUGGCAAAUCUAAUAAACAGCUGUCAAAUGAGCAACAAACAAAUCAUAGGGGCAGUCAACAGAAACCUGCCAUUAAGACAGCCCCUGGGAAUAACACAGCAACAUCUCAGGUAGCCAGUGAUCAGCUGAUAGGAUUAAAUAGUACUAUAAGUAAAAGUCAAGUUAACCCAGAUGUUAGAAAUGGGUCAUUAUCUCAUCACAAAACUUCCUCCACUCCAAGUGGUGCAUUGCCAAGUAAUGUGAUCUUAUCACUUCAUGAUAGUCCUGGAAGUGGAAGCUCAGCAUCUCAGUCACCAUCUUGUGGGACAAGGAUGUCAUCUGAACAAGUGAAGACUGCGUGCAAGACAAAGAAGAAUAAGAAGAAAAAUAAAACUGGUGAUAUUAAUGGUGUGGAUGAAAUCUUUCUUCCCAAAUCUGAAUCUGAGUUAGAUGGUGAUGUGGAUGAGUUUGAGAGAGAGCUGGAAGAAUUUAAAAGGUUUUGCUUUGAGCCAGCUGAACCAAAGGAAAGGAGGAAGAUUGCUGUGAAUGUUAAUUUAAAAGAUAUUUUCAAAAAGAAAAAUGGCUUAGUGUAAAAAUAUUUUGAUGGUGUCCAGUAUUUAAAACAUUAACAAAUGAUCAGUUUGAGUUGAAACAAAAAUUUCCUAAUUCAUGUGCAAAAUUGUAAUUUGUAUUUAUUUUUAUCUUAUGUGCACAAAUGGAAAUACUUAGUGACUUGAUUAGGGAGUUGAUGGAGCAGCCUUGAACCUUUUCAAAAUGACAUUAACUAAACCAAUUUUUUAAAAAUACAUUGUCAUACUUCACUACCAAUAAAUAUUUGUGCAUUGGUGUGGGUGAGGUCUGGGAUUGGACUUGGACCAAUGUUGCAGUUGAACAUUAGUGAUGUCUUGUCACUAGUACAACAUUAGAAUGUUGGCAAUGGAAAAGUGAAGUAUUAUCCACUAAUUGGCCUUUUUAAAAAGGGGCAUGCAUAGCUUUGGACGCAGAAUAAAUUUUGACGUUUCUAUCCAUGCUACUCCCCUCUCCCUAUUUUAUUCAUUUCAAGCAGUAUUUUUAAAACUAAAACUUUGUGAUGCUUGGUUACUUGUAAUUGUUGAGCUUCUCUAAUCUCAGUUGCUAACCUGUUUGACAAGCUGAACACUUUGUUUUGUCAGCAAGUCUUGUAAAUAAAUGUCUCUAUCCUAUCUAGUGAGUAUAUAUGAGCAUUGUGUACAUUAGUGUGAUUUCUUCUGUUGUGGCUCUACAAACAAUGCACUGCUCUCUUACCCCUGCCCGCCCCCCUCUUCCCUUAGUUUGGUUGAUGUUAAUGGAUGAACAUUGACUUGACAAUACUAGCAGGUGUCAUUGGGUGCUUCAUGAACAAUGGAGGAGAAUUAAUACAUGUACUUUUAUCACUCA